Ectocarpus sp. CCAP 1310/34 is the source of this 222-nucleotide messenger RNA. The record is from the annotation of a GenBank genome assembly. Lineage: Eukaryota; Phaeophyceae; Ectocarpales; Ectocarpaceae.
UUGUACACGCGUACGAAGUGUCACCGUGGGCCCCAAAACGGCGACGGCAUGUCCUGGCUCAUUCGAAAUGUGAAGACCCUGUCUCUGGGAUGCCUUGUCGCGCAAAACUGCGCCCUGGUGUUAACGAUGCGCUACAGCUUGACGGUCGAAGGACGCCAUUACAUACCGUCGACCGCCGUGGCCCUAAUGGAGGUCGCGGGAGCCAUGAAGAGGGUGUGGUAA